Molecule: messenger RNA, 2065 nt
Organism: Dermatophagoides pteronyssinus (European house dust mite)
Lineage: Eukaryota; Metazoa; Arthropoda; Arachnida; Sarcoptiformes; Pyroglyphidae
Product: tyrosine-protein kinase TXK-like
Biological process (GO): protein phosphorylation
Molecular function (GO): ATP binding; protein tyrosine kinase activity; protein binding
Source: RefSeq, a predicted model, not a curated record
AUGACCUGAUGAUGAACUUUUUCAUUCAUUUAAUCUUUUUUUGGUUUUUGUUUUUUGUCUUUCUUUUUCUUUGGAUACUUAUCAAAAAGAAAGCAAAAUUUUUAGUUAUAGCCAAACAUGAUUAUUAUCCGGUUAAUGAUGAAACAGAUUUAGCAUUAAAAAAAGGUAAACAAUAUGAAAUUCUGGAUUCAUCCGGUGUUUGGUGGAUGGCACGUGAUUAUAAUGGUCAAAUUGGUCUUGUACCAAAUAAUUAUCUUGAAACAAUAAAAACAACAACAACAAAAUAUUCAUUUGAUGAUGAUUAUUAUCAUAAUCAUAAUCAUCAUAAUAAAAGUGUAAUAAAAAAUGAUAAAUCUUUAUGUGAUAAUAUGGAACAAGAACAUCAUCAUCAACCGAUAAAAUCAUCCGCAUCAUCUGCAUUCAUGUUGACAUCGGCCAAAUCUUUCCAAGCAUCACCAUCAUUGCCAAAUGAUCAUAUCGAUAUACAAAUGUUUUCAUUAUUUCAACAACUUUGGUUUUUUACAAUUGAUCGUGAAACAUCUGAACAAUUAUUACAACAACCAUGUAAUCCGAAUGGUUGUUUUCUUGUACGGCCAUCAUUCAGUGAAAAUAAAUGUCUUACAUUAUCUGUAUUGAAAAUAAAUCGAAACAGUCAAAAAUCAUCAACAACCGAAGUAAAACAUUAUCUAAUACAAAAAGAAAAUUUACCUAGAUUAUUAUUAUCCGAUUCAAGAGAAUCAUCAACAUCAUUAUCAUCAUUGAAUGAUGAUGAUUUGAAUGAUAUGGAUGAUAUGGAUAAUACAGUUGUAUAUUUUAUUCGUUCGGAAGAGAAAUUCGCAUCGAUUGAAUCACUGAUUGAACAUUAUCGAAAACAUCGUGGUCAUUUAAUUACAAAAUUAACACAAGUACCAUGUCGUGCUAAUUUUAUAUGGCAAAAAAAUUCAAUGAUAUUACAACAUCAACAAACAAUAUUAAAUUCAAUGUUUAUGAAUAAUAAUUGUAAAAUAUUAUCGAAAAAUAAUCAUUCAAAUGUUAUUAAUCGACAAUCAUCAUCAUCCAAACGUUUUACAACGGAUUUAACACGUGAUAAAUCUUGGGAGAUUAAAGUAUCAGAUUUACAAUUGCUGGAAGAACUUGGUUCUGGACAAUUUGGUGUUGUACGACAUGGAAAAUGGAAAGGAAAAUAUGAUGUUGCUGUUAAACUGAUGAAAGAAGGUACAAUGUCGGAAAGAGAUUUUAUUGAAGAAGCUAAAGUAAUGACAAAAUUACAACAUCCAAAUCUGGUUAAAUUACAUGGUAUUUGUAUUGAACAUCGACCAAUUUGUAUUGUUGCUGAAUUUAUGAAACAUAGCUCACUUUUAUCAUUUUUACGUAAAAAUGAACAAAAAAUUCUUGAUUCAUUACAACGUAUACGUUUUCUAUUGAAUAUGUGUAUACAAGUGGCAAGCGGUAUGGCUUAUUUAGAAAGUCAUAAUUAUAUUCAUCGUGAUUUGGCUGCUCGAAAUUGUCUGGUUGGACAUGCGAAUACGGUUAAAGUUGCCGAUUUUGGUUUAACAAGAUAUGUGAUUGAUGAUGAAUAUACAUCAUCUGGUGGUACAAAAUUUCCAAUUCGUUGGGCACCACCUGAAGUUCUUUGGUUUACUCGGUUCAGUUCUAAAUCUGAUGUUUGGGCUUAUGGUAUUUUAACUUGGGAGGUAUUUAGUCUAGGUAAACUACCAUAUGGUAAAUUAACAAAUGCUGAAGUAGUUGAAAAAAUUCGUGAAGGAUAUCGUUUAGAUAAACCAAAACAAUGGUGUCCAUUGGAAAUAUUACAAAUAAUGAAAAUGUGUUGGCAUGAAAUACCCGAAAAACGACCAUCAUUUCAAAAAAUUGAACAAUUUUUAUUACGAUUAAAAGAACGUGAUCUUGAUAAACAAAUUGUAACAACAAAAUCAACAACAACUGCUAUAGCAUCAACAGCAGCCGUUAAUAAUAGCUUGUUAGCCAACACUACUAACAUUAUAACCGCUACAACAAAACAAAAUAAAUCAACAAAACAAAUUUUGAUAUGAUGAAAUUCAUAAUA